This is a messenger RNA of Adineta steineri, 1093 nucleotides long. Lineage: Eukaryota; Metazoa; Rotifera; Eurotatoria; Adinetida; Adinetidae. The record is from the annotation of a GenBank genome assembly.
AUGGAAUCAAAUAUCGACGCAGCAACGUUUACUUAUCUUUCAUCUGACGAAGCUAGUGCGCUCAUGGAUGAAGAUUUUUCUAUUUACUUUUCCGAAUCACCCUCGCAAACAACUUCUACAGCUGCAUAUACAGCCGAUAACGGACAACCUCUACCAUCAUUAUCAACACCACGAACAACAACACCGGCAGAAGAACUGCCAUUCGAUCAUUGCGCUAGUCUAGAAAUUAACAGCAUGACAUUAGGACAAGAUGAAAUAGCUGCUGAGACCGCACGGAUUCGUCGCAAGUGGGUAGAAGAAAAAGACACACUCAUGGCUCGACUUGUUGCUGAUAUAACUAAGCCUAAGAUUGGUAGUAUUUAUCAAUGGGAAACAUUAGUCAAUAGUGAUGAUGUCGUUCUAGACGACUAUUUGCCUGAAAACAUACCAAACGUUUUUCAACGCAACAGAAAGGUAAUUGAGUCGUUUGCUGAUUGGACUGUUGCAUUUAUGUCUUUCCGAAAGGCAGUUCUUUAUAUAUUCAAGCAUCGAGGUCCUGAACUUGACGCACAUUUCGAGCACAUCUCUAAGCUCUACAGAGAUUCGUAUUCAAUCAAACUUAUAUUGGCCUACGAAAAAGAUAUUCGCCAUCAUGUGACCGAAAUGCCUAAUCUAAACUUAUUUUCUGACUUUUCCUCUCUGUGGAACAAACAUUUCGUGAGUAUUCAACCGACAAUCACUGUUAACAAGACACAAGAACAGAAACAAAUCUGUCGCAAAUACAAUAGCCAUUUCAAGCGAUGUAGGACACUGAAAAAGUGUUCACGACUUCAUAUUUGUUCCAUUUGUUUUAAUUCAAGGAACGUUCAAAUGAAACAUUCUGCUGCGUUCUGUCCUACUCGACAGAGUAAUGAGCGGCAAAAACAUCCGUGAAGAUUACCACUCACAUAUAAUAUGCUAUCAAUAACAUCUGAGAGACAUCUUUCAUCACACUACCCUUAUUAACACAUGGGAAUAAACAAUACAAAUAUACUAUUUUUAUUUUAAAGCUAUUCUAAAAGUCUUGUGGGUGUGGGUAUGAGUGUUGAUUUUAUUAUACCUUUUAUCUCACAUU